AAUGGGCACCACUCAUGUUUACCGUCAGAUAUGAUGAAAAAAGAGUUUACAGAUUCCAAUUAUAACAAAAAACAUGCUGACUAUAAGGACGUCUCAAGUUCAGUGUUUUGUUUUUCUGAUAUGUGGGCUGUUUGUUGUUGAAACAUACCAACACAGGUUGAAAUUCGAGGUUGGCUUUUUGGUUUGCACCAGUUUAGGUUAGAGCCAGAUUUUGGUAGGCGAUGUUUCUUUGCAGUUUCUGCGGACUUGUCACGUUUGAAAUUUACUAUAUUUUGUUGUUAGUACAUCUUAAUGCGGUCACCCUCGCAAUAAACUUGGCCGAAUCCAGAAACCGUUAAACUUGAAUGUAAUUACGUUAUUUCAGUUGUGACUAGUUUGUUAGAUAUACCACGGUGGGAGCUUCAUAAACUGGAUAUAAUUUAUUAUUCACUGUCAUAUAUAAAGUGCUGAAAAUCUUGAGGCGUGGUUUUCACAGUUCUACCCCUCUCUCCUGUGUCAAACUGGUCUUGGAGUUUUUUCCCCUAAGUCCAACAGGCGCUAAGUCAUCCCUGUUGCGGUGCAGGGACUAGGAAGAGGACCCACUCGCUGUUUGUUUACUGCCAUUUGACCUGGUGUACACUGUGAACUUCCUUGGAACCAAAUGCAGAACAAAUUCUGUACAUAUCUGAUGGGAUUGUUGUGAUGCAGAAUAUAAAUGAACAUAGGAAAGAGCUUAGAGAAAUCGGUCAUCGUAGGAAAAAAAGUCGAGAAUAUAAAGAUACUGAUAAGCCCUCCAACCACUCACCCAGUCACUUCUCUAGCUACAGACGUGAAGAUGAUUUUCAGGAUGAUAACUCUCGUGACCUUAACCCGACUGAGAGUUAUGUAAACUUUGGUGGAUCUGAAAGAGCUUAUUCCUCUAAUCGUUAUGCCAAUAAGGAUGUGGAGCGCAUAUACGCAAAUGAAAAGGCAGAGCGUCGAAAGUUCAAAAAGGGAGUACCGAGACAUAAAACUCCACCAAGUGAUGGUGCAAGGCAGCAGCGAACUCUAGAUCACUGUCAAGAGAGUGAUCAUAGUUAUAUUAGUGACGGUGGGAAUCAUUACAGAAAUCGUAUAAGUUCUCGUGUGUCUCAAAAUCGAGAACUACAUCGUCGGGAUGAAGAAAGUGGUAUGUCAGGUUCUAUUCAAUAUUCUGGUUCAGUGCCUCCUUCUCCCCUACCGAGCAGCAUUCCGAUUUCUAAUGGUCGACACUCUCAGGAACCUCCAGGAUCGUAUGCGGGUUCUAACUCCAAUUUGCACUCCGAAUCCUACUCAGGUUACCGGCAAGAUAUGACAGAGGGUCGACAUUCAAAUGCCUUUGUCGGAAGUGGGCAAGGAUAUUGGAAUCCUGAACUUGGACAUGGUUACUCCCAACCCACACCUCAGCAAGACCCUGCAGAAACCACACUGACUAAAAAAAUGCUUACCAGGUUCUUCGCUUCUUUUAGACGAAACAAACCAAGGGUUCUUGGUGGGUUGCAAAUCGUUAAGCCAUCUGAUAGUAACACAUCAGCUCGAGUUAUUAUGCUAGAUGGUGAGGAGCUUGUUUUUCACUUGAAUCGUGAUGAUAUUGGUCAAGUUCUUUUCGACCAAGUGUGUCAAAAUUUGGAUCUUUACGAAACUGAUUAUUUUGGUCUGACUUUGUCAGCAACAAAAUACGCACCUGGGUAA
This is a messenger RNA of Heterobilharzia americana, 1689 nucleotides long. Lineage: Eukaryota; Metazoa; Platyhelminthes; Trematoda; Strigeidida; Schistosomatidae. The record is from the annotation of a GenBank genome assembly.